GAAUGGGGCGGCCUCAGGCCCAGCUAGAAGCCCCGGGAAAGGGCGGGCACAAUGUUGCCCCAGGCCCAGCUCCCACGCGUCGCAAGGCCCGGCUCCGCCGCCUACUCCCGUGGGGUCCAAGAUGGACAACUUCGAGUACAGCAUCCAACUGAGCGACCGAGACUGGGCCGAGUUUGCCUCGGCGGCGGACGAGUGCGCCUCGCUCCAAGCAGCACUGGCCUCUGGAGACGAGCCUCUGUCCAGUGACAUUGACCAAGGGGACAGCAGUGGCAGCAGCCCCCCCGCGCCCGGGGCAGGUUCUCCGUUCCAUGGUGUCCUCAUCACCCCGGAGGAGGGGGAAAUGGAUACGAGCUUGGUCAGCAGCUUUCGGUGUGAGCGCGGCCUGGCCCAAGGGGGUGAUCAGCAGACUCCACGCACGUCCACUUGGCCAGAGGGGCAGCUGCCGAGGGGCCCGGCCGCUCCCGCCCCCAGCCCGCCCCCUCCCCGCAGCAGCCGGCUAGAAGGGCUCGGGCCAGAGGCGGGCGGGGCAGGUGCCGCAGGCGGACCGGCUAUGCAGAGUGCUCCCCACCGGACCCAGGGGUCCCAAGUCCCUGCGCCACCCCCACCCCCCUCCCCGUGCAGCUCCGGAAAGGGCCCCCCUGCUGACGGCAGCCCUGGACCUUCUCCCCGGGGGCCCGGGAGGAAGAAGAAGAAGUCGGGAGGGAGCAAGGCAGGAGGCUCCCCCAAAUCUCAGGAUCCCAAGAGGCGCGGACCUCUCAGCCCUGCUCCCGAGGAUGCAGCCUCCAGGGAGCCUGCGCUGUUCCCCGCCGGCCAGGAUGCCACCUCCUCGCUGGACUCGACCCUUUCAGCUCUGCGAAGACCCAAGUCGUCCACACAGUUAUCCGUUUCUGAGCCUCCUCCAAACCUUACUACUGCUGCCCUUGAAGCCCAGGCUGGCUCCAGCUUAUCAUCACCAGUCUCCACAGAUGGGCUAAAACUGGGCCCAUCUACACCCACCUUUUCUGCAGGGGCAGACCAGUCUCAGACUACAACCUCCUCCGAAGAUGGGACAGAAUGGGAUGAACGGGAUCUGUCUACACCAGCCUCUAAGGAAGGGCCAGAACUGGUUCUGUCUACACCAACCUUCACAGCCAGACCAGAAGUGGACUUAUCUACACCCACCUCCACCCCUGGGCCAGAACAGAAUCAGUCUGCAUCCACCUCCAGUGCUAAACCAGAACUGGGUCUGUCUACACCUGCUUCCACAGAUGGGCUAGAACAGAAUCUGUCUACACCUGCCUCUACAGAUGGGCCAGAACAGAGUCCGUCUGCACCCAAUGCCACGACCGGGCUAGAACUGGAUCUGUCUACACGCAUCUCCACAGCUGGGCCAGAACCAGGCCUGUCUACACCUGUCUCCAUACCUGGGCCAGAACUGGAUCAGUCUACACCCACCUCCACGGCCAGACCAGAGCUGGAUCUUUCUACACCCACCUCCUCGGCCAGACCAGAACUGGAUCUGCCUCCACCCGUCUCCACAGCGGCAUCAGAAUUGGAUCUGUCUACACCCACCUCCACGGUCAAAUGGACUCUGCACCCAAUUACAGCAGGUCCGGUGGGUCAACAAAAUUUGACAUUGUCUCCUCGUGGCCCUCCAGCUAACCUGGGAUUACUCCCAUCUGUACCUCCUGCGGUCUUUAAACAGGAUUUGGACUCAUCCCCACCUCACUUAUUUCCUGAACAUCAUUCGGACUUGGCUCCACUUGCCCCAGGGGGCAAGCAGGAUGUGAACCAGAUGGCCGGAACUUUGUCAGUGUCGGAAACACCAGCACCCACCUCCAUCUCUGAGUUGCAUUUGGACCUGUCCAAACCUACCUCAAUGAACCUGUCUACACCUGCUCCUGUGGCUGAACCAUGGGGAAACCUGCCCACCCCGGCUUCGGCCUCCUGGCCGAGUUUGGCUCUGCCUACACCCACACCAGGGGAGAGGCAGGACGGGAACUGGCGGGUGUCCCGCGGGGAGUCCAGUGGGGAGCUCAGUGAGGGGGCCGACGGGGCGAUGCUGACCCCUAAACCCAGGGAGGAAAUCGCAGCCGCUCCAGACCGUCCCGGUGACCCUCUCUCAGAGCCCCCAAUGCCCCUGGCCAAAAGCCCCCGGAGAAAGAAAGUGAGGUUCUCUCUAGCUGAGGUCUUUCCGGGGGAGGGGUCGGUCCCGCCGGCCCCAGGAUCACCAGGUGCAGUGACCCCCAGGACGGCGGGGGCCCGGGGGGGUCCAGGGGCCUGGGAUGCGGUGGCGGUGUCUGGGCGAGGGGACCGUCCCAGAGCACGGCCCCCAAAGCUCCCGGCCCCGCCCUGGGCCCCAUCCUCAUCCUCAGCCCCCCGGGAUGCUUAUGCCGUGACACUGCCUGAAAUGUAUGACUUCUUUUUCUGCGACACGAUCCCCGAGGAGCCGGAGCCAGAGCCGGAGCCAGAAGCCCCGCCGACCCCGCCGGACAUGCAGUGGCCUGAAGUGUGCGAGUAUUUCUUCCGGGGGCCACGCGGCAGGGGCCCAAGGAGGCUGCGGAGCCCUCCGCCUCCCCCUCGGAGGUCGGGGUCGCCCCCGCCCCGUGGGCCACCAGUCCCCAUCUCCAUCCCAGAGGCCUACGAGCACUUUCUGGGAGAGGGGCCGGGCAGGGGUGAGGUGGGGGCUGGGGAUGCUAUGGGGGGGCCCGACCUCCGGCGCCGGCUCCAGGACCCCCACCCCAGACCCCCGCUGGCUGCAGCAGAACUGGACAUUGCCGUCGCCCCGCCAGGGAGGCCCCUGGUCCCCUUCACCCAGAACGACAUAUGUUUGGGAUUCAUGGCUUUCGCCACCUGGGCCGUGAGGACAUCAGACCUGCAUGCGCCGGACGCCUGGAAGACAGUGCUGCUGGCUAACAUCGGCACCGUGUCCGCCAUCCGCUACCUCCGGAGACAGGCACGCAAGGCACAGCCACCACAGUAGCCUCCGCCGGAGCUGGGCCAGUCAGCUGGAUGGAUGGACAGACAGCGCACCGGGGGACAGGCUGCCCAAACUCAGAGAUCAGAUGCCAGGAGGGUGGCUGUCCAGCUGGGAGAAGAUGGCAGUGGGGAGGCAGAGCUGAUCUUGUAGCCAGAAAUAAGGGGUCAGGGGGAGAGACUGUGGGCUCUAGUGGCCCGAGGCACAGUGACUGACUCGAAUGAGUGCCACCCCCUCCAUUCCUAGUCUGCACCCCAUUUUGUCCUUGCCCUGCCCCAACUCUGAACCCUUGUCUGGUCAGAAAGCAGGCUCAGGAAACCAGGUAGGUGCCACCAUCCCCAUCCCUUUGCCCCAUGGCCUCUUCUCAAGAGCCUGGAAGGGGGUGGGGGAAGAGAGGGUUCAGGGGGAUUUACUAUGGACAAUUCCCCUUCCCCAACCUUGGUUCUCACAGGAAACUCGCAGAGGAAGGGGAGUGUGAGGAGGGGGAGGGGAGUUCAGUGCUGUUUUGCUGCCAGAGGGGGACUCAGGGUGGGUGGAGGAAAAGGGAUACUGGCUAGGGCCAAACUGGGAAGGGAGGAAGACUUGGGCGGAGGUCUAAGCAGGUGUUUGGGAAAGAGAAGGGAAAAGAGGAGAAAGAGAAACUGGGAGAGGUCAGACAGGUAGGGAUGGAAAGGGGAAUUCAAGAGGGUUAGAGUGGGGCUGACUCAGGGAAGGCUUCCCGGAGGAGGUGGGCUGCAGCGGGGCUGUGAAGGAGCAAGAAGGCCAGGCAAGGCUGAGGGUGGAAUGGCCAAAAGCUUGGGAUUGGGGAGGGGCCAGAGUGAGGGGCUGACAUAGUAGGAGUCAUUCUCACCGCAUCUGUUCCCUCGGCCUGGGCUCACUACCCUGACCCCCUGUCGACCGCCCGGCUGUUCUGUGGACUGCAAACGUCACCCCUUUACACGGUGGGAGCAGCCUGAGCAGAGGCAGUUGACAGCCUCCCUCCCAUAGGACAGUAAACUUCAUUUUUCUAC
Ornithorhynchus anatinus (platypus) is the source of this 3966-nucleotide messenger RNA. RefSeq names its product PPARGC1 and ESRR induced regulator, muscle 1 (gene PERM1). The record is from RefSeq and is a predicted model, not a curated record. The coding region runs from base 122 to 2962 and encodes 946 amino acids. Gene Ontology annotation, cellular component: nucleus; cytoplasm. The transcript is spliced from 4 exons. Lineage: Eukaryota; Metazoa; Chordata; Mammalia; Monotremata; Ornithorhynchidae. Gene Ontology annotation, biological process: regulation of DNA-templated transcription; response to muscle activity.